GCUGGGACGGCGCACAGCCGCCCGCGCCGUUAUUUGCUUUGCCGGCGUAUUUGUUACGAGAGCAGACAGGGACAAAAGCUAUGUUUUCGUACGCCUGGGUUUGCCUGAUUCUUGUCCAAGGAUGUACUUCCUUGGAGUUCGCUCAAGAUCUGAUCGACGCCCGAAGGCUACACCUGGUGCAUUUCAAGGCUUCUCACUGGAAGCCUUUUUUGCGGUGUAUCGACGAGAACCUGCCUGUCACGCAUGUGGAUUCCCAGUGCAGAGCGGAUGCGCAGCGUUUCGUCCAGGCGAUGCUGGCCGAAGAACCGUCUGGAUUGUCCUGUACGCCAUCCUAUCGGGGCUGUUUGCACCAAUCUUACUCCAAACUUGAAAAGGAUCUACCGGGCCGAAAGCGCCUCGCUUUGCUGAACAACCAUCGGGGCACUCCACUCCUCACGCCGUCGGCCCACGCAGUGUUGGACUCCCUGGGAUCUCUUCCCACGGGCAUGCUGCGGGGCUCCGUGCUCGAGUAUGGCUCGCCCGAGCUCUGCUUCGGAGCCCAGGUGCGCAACAAGACGGGGACUCGAAUCAGCAGCAAGUUCUGCCACGUCUACGUCUACCUGCCAGCCGACGUGCCGGUGCCGCCGGUCGCACCGCGCAUGCAACAGGGUGUCCAGAACUUCGUCUUUGACCAGUCUAGCUUGAAACUCGGAGGCUGUUUUCCUUCAACGUGCGGAGACCAGGACAUAUCGCUGAUCCUUAAUCAGUGUCUUGCGACAUGGCAGCUGGCCACAGUCGUGUCCCUCUGUGACGACAACGAGCCGUGGGAAGGACCUCCUUUGUUCGUGAUACGGGCCACUGGAGAAACUGAAGGCGCUUUCCGUAGUUCGGAGCUUCCGCUCGAUAUUCGUUUUGCCCAGCCAGCGCAGCAACUUGGACGCCUUCCAUGGCCUGCGCGUCUUGGGAACUUUCUGGGUCAUCACCAGUCACACUUCUAUGUUCACAGACGUAGAGUUCUAUGACAAUGUUGACGAGCUCUACAAACUGUCGUCAUCGUGGAUGCGUCAGUUUAUAGUCAACGCUUCAUUGCACUCGUGCAUAUUCUUCAC
This is a messenger RNA of Ixodes scapularis (black-legged tick), 1088 nucleotides long. RefSeq lists its product as uncharacterized. The record is from RefSeq and is a predicted model, not a curated record. The transcript has 7 exons. Bases 81 to 1001 code for a protein of 306 amino acids. Lineage: Eukaryota; Metazoa; Arthropoda; Arachnida; Ixodida; Ixodidae.